AGGUGUAGAUCUAUGUCAGGAAGUACGGGCUGCGAUUUCUGUGUACUUAACAUUUUCACGCUAUUAGCGUUUUUUGAAUACUAUUACGUUUUGUUUUUUCUUAUUAUAACCGUCAAGGACAAAGUUUGACAUAAUUAUUAUUUCUUUACCUGCUACUUACUAGAUCUAUUAUCUAGAUCAAUAAGUAAAUAAAAGUAAAAACGCAAUAGACUAAAAGUGAAUAGAUCCAUUUUGUGCUCCAUUCGUUAGAGUUGAAUAAAAUAUUCAAGGAACAACGGUAGAGAAACGUAUUCAAAGGAUGAUUUAUAGUGUGCUAAUGAUAAAAAUGAUGUUACUGGUCCUGUUGCCAGUUUUCUGUGUAGCUACGCCAAUCACACAUGCUGAUACCAACACCUACUGUGGCUUUGCACAGUUUAGGAAUACAACUGCCAACCCUUCAGCCUGCCAGGACUGUCCGCCAGAGAGAUAUAUGGACGAAGGGAACCAUGUGUAUACCACAUGCAAGAUUUGCACAGUUUAUCACCUGGACACAGAUAACGUGGUCGAACAGGAAGCGUGUACACCGGAAAAGAAUGCUGUUAUCAAAAAGUGUGCGGAAGGAUUUUAUGUUUAUAACAAUGAGUGCCAACGGUGUAGCCUGAGUGACUGCCCAGAAUUGCUCGACUGCUGCAGCAAGGUCACAGUCACCCCAGCAUCCACCACGCCUGCCUCAUACGACGACGCGGCGUCGACAUUACCAGAAUCUCCAGGUCCCACCUCUGAGCAAACCAAAUGUGAUGACAUUGUUAUUGAGGCUACAGGAUGCCUUGGUAUUGAGUAUGAGAAGAGACUAUGUUGGGAGUACAAGGGUUCAAGGACAGUCAUUCUUCCGUGUCGACAGUGCUCAGAGAUAACUCAAACAAAAGUGAUUCUCUGUUCUGCUACUGACGUCAGCUCUUAUGAUUCGACUUUACACCCUGGGAUAAUUGCGGGGAUUUGUAUAGCUGUCGUCAUUUUACUUGGCUUGGUCGUUGUUUUCUACUAUGUUUAUAAUAAAAACUGGCGCAGAAAGAAACUCGAGGCAACCGAUGAGAAAGAUAAAGUAUCUUAUGAAGGACAGACUGUUACAAUCAAUUUACUUCAACAUGCUUUACAAACAAAUGUUACAUUGCCAACUGCUGCACAGGAGGUAGAGUAAAACAAAAAUGUAUCAAUUGAAUACAAAUAAUCUCCACAUGAGACCGUUACUGUUAAAGAGUGCAAACAAAACAAAACAUCAACUGCUGAAUCUGUUUCUGCCCACUGUCUAUUCAUGUGAACCAAACAAACGAAAUUCAUUAUGUUUCCGUUUGAUAAUUGUUGAAAAAAGAAAAGGUUGAAAAUGGCGAGUAAAGCUAUUGUAGAUACGAUAGGGAAACUUGUAUCAUACAUAUAUAACAGUAGAUAAAUAAAUAGAUUUUCAGAAACAUUAAAAAUCUAUAUCUGAGCAUUCCAUUUCACCAUUUUAUUUAAAAACUCGAUUUCCAAUUGUUAAAUCGGUUUCCUGAGAUCCCAAAAAUAUAGUCGAGAGGCUAAUUACGCUUGAAAUUGGCUUGGCUAGCCCACCUAUGAAAGCAAGGAAAAACCUUCUCCCAGAUACUUUCUCCCCCACAGGUCCACAAAUGAGAUUGGACCAUAGCGUUCUAAAAGCAUCAGAAAGGAGUAAAUUUAUAAUCUGCUCCGACUCCAAAUCUGCAUUGCAUGCUUUGGGGCGGAUGAAGACUGACAUCCCAUUGGUACAUAAGAGCCUGAAGCUGUUGGACCUAAUAACUGCCGACCGUAGGGAUGUCACCUUCAUCUGGGUCCCCUCCCAUGUUGGCAUUGAGGGAAACGAAGCCGCAGACAGAGAAGCAAAGAGAGCCCUAAAUCAUGCGGUGUCAGGAACCCAAAUUCCCUACUCGGACCUGAGACAAAGUAUUGCCUCUGCCACCUAUCGAGAGUGGCAGAACCGAUGGGAGGCUGAGACUCACAGUAAACUCAGGCAGAUUGUGGCGGAUGUCAGGUGGCGGCCCACAUCUAAGGGUCUGACAAGGCGUGGUAGCACAACCAUGUCCAGACUUAGGAUUGGCCACACCUACAUCACGCACUCUUUUGUACUGAAGAGAGAGGAGCCCCCACUUUGCGAGUACUGUGACUCUCGCCUCACCGUGGAACAUAUCCUCGUUGAUUGCCCCAGAUACCAGGAUGUCAGGGCGAAACAUUUUAGAGCCACUAAUCUAAAAACACUAUUUAAUAAUGUCGACCCUGGGAAGGUACUGGGCUUUAUUCGGGAAGUGGGGCUAUCUACGAAGAUCUGAUUUCUGAAUUUGUGAACAUUCACUAUUUACAUUAGAUUUUUACCAAAUAUUUAAAUUUUUACUACCUUUACUAUUUAAACUGUGAAUAGACCUUAAUUUUAAUUAUAUUACUGUAUAGAAUCUGGCCCUUGUUGUUUAGAGAGAGAGUAGUCCUUAAGGGACUGCAGGCACGACAUGGCCUAAAUUGUGCCGA
Molecule: messenger RNA, 2508 nt
Organism: Biomphalaria glabrata
Lineage: Eukaryota; Metazoa; Mollusca; Gastropoda; Planorbidae
Exons: 2
Coding region: 299-1177 (292 amino acids)
Source: RefSeq, a predicted model, not a curated record